AUGUCUAUCUUUGGUAAAACAGAGCCUCCAAGGGAGACUCACCCCGCAAUGGACAAGCAUGAUUCCGACACAGAUGCCCAGUCUCAACAAAAUAACAACUCCAGCCCUUCCAGUGAAAAGGAGAGUACAUUGGUCGACGAGCCAACGCGAGAUGCCACGGCACCCGACGAUACCAACAAAGAGGCCACGACCGACUCCUCCAGGGAAGCCGACUUGAACGAAAACUCCGAGAAGGAAUUGAUGCCACAAAACGAUUCGGAGAAAGAAGCGUCCAACAUGGACGAAAAGAGCGAGGAUGCGAAGCCAGGUGAAGAGCCCUCAGACGACACGGAAUAUCCAAAAGCCUGGAGACUGCUCCUCAUUACAAUUGCGCUGUGCCUCUGUGUAUUUUGCGUCGCACUGGAUAACACGAUCAUUGCAACCGCAAUUCCCAAGAUUACGGAUCAGUUCAAUUCGCUAGAUGAUGUGGGUUGGUAUGGAAGCGCAUAUCUGUUGACCACCUGCUCCGUCACUCUGAUGUUCGGCAAACUCUACACAUUCUACCCAAUCAAGUGGAUUUACUUGAUUGCUCUCUCCAUUUUUGAAAUCGGCUCUUUGAUCUGUGGUGUCACCCCGAGCUCAGUGGGAUUGAUCUGCGGUCGUGCCAUUGCAGGCCUAGGAGCAGCUGGGCUAUUUUCCGGGUCCAUCUUGAUCAUCAGUCAAAGUGUGCCUCUGGACAAACGCCCCGUGUAUACCGGAUUGGUGGGUGCAAUGUUUGGAAUUGCGAAUGUGGCCGGUCCAUUAAUGGGAGGCGCUUUUACAGACAACCUUACCUGGCGCUGGUGCUUCUAUAUCAACCUACCAAUCGGGGCUGUCACGUUCUUCUUCAUUGUGUUCUUCUUCCGCUCCACCAAGGCGAUUAAGCAGAAGGCUGGGUGGAAGCAGCAGUUGGCUGAGAUGGAUCUCCUCGGCUCCUUCUUUUUCCUGCCGGCAAUCAUCUGCUUGCUUCUGGCACUGCAGUGGGGCGGUACUAAGUAUAGUUGGAGCGAUGGCCGCAUCAUUGCCCUUUUCGUCAUUUUCGGCGUGUUGGGUCUGUUGUUCAUGUGGAUUCAACACCGUGGUCAGGAUCGCGCCACCGUGCCUCCUCGCCUGAUUAAAAACCGCAAUGUCUGGGGUGCUGCUUGGUAUGCCAUGGCACUUGGAGGAUGCUACUUUGUCCUCGUCUAUUAUCUUCCUAUUUGGUUCCAGGCCAUCAAAGGCGCCUCGGCCAUGAAGUCCGGCAUCAUGAACUUGCCAAUGAUUAUUGCCGUUGUGGUUGUAUCGGUUCUGGCAGGUGGUCUCAUCACGGCAUGUGGUUACUAUACCCCCUUCAUGAUUUUCUCAUCCAUUAUCAUCACCAUUGCAGCAGGUCUCCUGUCCACUUUGGAUGUCAAUUCGGGCCACCCCAAAUGGAUUGGAUACCAAGCCCUGUUCGGUAUCGGCCUCGGACUAGGCAUGCAGCAGCCGAUGAUUGUCGCACAAACCGCUCUCAAAGCGGAAGAUGUGCCCAGUGGGACGGCCAUCAUGAUGUUCACGCAGACUCUGGGUGGAUCAAUCUUCCUCUCCGUAGCACAGAAUAUCUUCCAGAACCAGCUCUUCCAUAACCUUGCUGUGGAUGCCCCAGGUACUGAUGCUACGAAGCUGGUAUCCGCUGGCGCAACUCUGCUACGCUCUGUCGUGUCUGGACCCAUCCUGGAGAGAGUUUUGGUUGCCUAUAAUGAAGCGAUCACGCAAACAUUCUACGUCUCCGUGGCAAUGGGAGCAUUGUCGCUCAUUGGUCCCAUCUUUGUUGAGUGGUUGUCAGUGAAAGGCAAGAAGAUCGAGAUGGCUGCGGUGUAA
Molecule: messenger RNA, 1857 nt
Organism: Penicillium longicatenatum
Lineage: Eukaryota; Fungi; Ascomycota; Eurotiomycetes; Eurotiales; Aspergillaceae
Product: MDR family MFS transporter
Exons: 4
Coding region: 1-1857 (618 amino acids)
Biological process (GO): transmembrane transport
Molecular function (GO): transmembrane transporter activity
Source: RefSeq, a predicted model, not a curated record